Molecule: messenger RNA, 943 nt
Organism: Arvicola amphibius (Eurasian water vole)
Lineage: Eukaryota; Metazoa; Chordata; Mammalia; Rodentia; Cricetidae
Gene: Anapc16
Product: anaphase promoting complex subunit 16
Exons: 4
Coding region: 463-852 (129 amino acids)
Biological process (GO): protein ubiquitination
Cellular component (GO): kinetochore; anaphase-promoting complex; cytosol
Source: RefSeq, a predicted model, not a curated record
UCCUACCUGCCAGGACUAACAGGGUGGAAAGAGACCCUGGAGGCUCCCCCGCGCCCGACGUGUGCAAAAGCAAUGUCCUCCGACUGAGCAUGCGCGCGGAGGGUUGGCGCCUGCGCAGUGGGGCGAUCGCGAGCCCCCCACCCCGCCUCCUCCCGAAUUGCUGGGUGGGAAGCGUGCCUUGGGUGGAGUCAGCGUAACCAGGAGUGGUGUGCUGACUCCUCCCCGUCCCGGCCUGGUUCUUCUUUCCACCCAGAGGUGCUGCGUCUAUUUGAUUUGGGUGAUGACCCGUCUGUUGAGGUGGAACACACUGGAAGGAUCUGUGCGUCUGACAACAACAGUUGUCAUAAUUAGCCUUCGUACUGGAUCCGAUCGACUUAAGUAUCUGGUUUGUUCUGAGACUUAAUUUUAACAAAACUUUGUUUUGUUUUGUUUGCUUUUAAGAAAAUAAGCAUAAAGUAAUUUAUGAGUGCAAGGUCAUCUCUGUCAUACACAAAUGAAGAGAGAAUUCUGCUGGAGGGAAUGGCUGCCUCCUCAUCCUCGUCGUCAGCUGGCGGGGUCAGUGGGAGCUCUGUCACUGGUUCUGGCUUCAGCGUUUCAGACCUUGCCCCGCCGCGGAAAGCUCUGUUCACCUACCCUAAAGGAGCUGGAGAGAUGUUAGAAGAUGGCUCUGAGAGGUUCCUCUGUGAGUCGGUGUUUAGCUAUCAGGUGGCGUCCACGCUUAAACAGGUGAAGCAUGAUCAGCAAGUUGCUCGGAUGGAAAAACUGGCUGGCUUGGUGGAAGAGCUGGAGGCUGAUGAGUGGCGGUUUAAACCCAUCGAGCAGCUGCUGGGGUUCACGCCCUCUUCGGGUUGAUGUCGCCUGCAUGGUCGCUCCUAGGGCACAGCCACCCAGAGACUCACAGCUGUACUAUGAGCUGCAUGUCUGAAUUCACAUCCUAACUUGG